Molecule: messenger RNA, 1585 nt
Organism: Vitrella brassicaformis
Lineage: Eukaryota; Vitrellaceae
Source: the annotation of a GenBank genome assembly
CUAGGGUGCUCCCUGAACCGCUGCCACUCAGCGGAGAAGCCAAGCUGGAAAGGGGCAUGAUGACGGCAUCGGCACUGUGGUGCAUCUUUCCCAUCUUUGCCCUCCCCAUCUCGCAUGCCUUCCGACCCCUCCCCGCACCCGUCCCCCUUUCCCGCCCUCCACCCACACCUUUCCACGCAGAGGCGCCUCAUCGGUCGCUGAGGCGGCACGCCACUGCUAUGUCUGCGCGUAAGAAGAGUCGGAUCUUUGAGCAGAUCGUGGCUGCCGAGGAGGAGGCUGAGCCGGAGCCUGUGGACGACGUGCGGCUUGAUUGGGAGGAGGCCGCCUUGCCGUCGCCGACGAGGGAUUACAAGAUCUACAUGCAGUUCAACCCAGAACGAUCUGACCUCGAGCUUAAAAAGGUCGGGCAGUGUGUCCAUGAUGCAGAGGACAGUCUGCAUGGCUUUCCAUGUGUGUGUGUGUUGUGCAGGUGGUGUAUGGCUACGUGCAGCAGCUGCAGCGGCUAGGGUGCGGCGACAACAUCAAGGUGUUUUACCGGGGAAGGAAGCCGAUCAACCCGCCGUUCAUCCAGGGCUACGACUCGUUCCACUUUGUGGAGAUUUGGGUGGGCCUCUUCCCAAGCGCCGUGCAGGUCCUCAAACUCACAUUCGACGCAGACAAGGACCUGCUCAGGUGAGGGAGGAGCGGCAGGCAUGGCAAGGCUCGGUGUGUGCCGUCAUGACCACUCCUGUGUCUGUGUCUGUGUCUGUGUGUCUGUGUUAGGUAUAUGAUCAUGAAGCGCCUCAAGAUGAAGAAGAAGGAGCAGGAGAAAUACAUCGAAGAGACCGCUGGUGAGAGAGACAUUCUGCCACCUCGUGGAUGGCUCCAUCCACCUGUGAGUGUGUGUGUGUGUGUGCGUCUGCAGCUCAAGAGGCGAGUCGGUUCGGCGGCCCUCGUGACGACUACAGCUAUGUGGAGGGCGUGUCUUUCGACCCUGCCAUGAACAGAUGACGCACGUACCUACAUGAAUGGGAUGCAUGGUGGAUGGCUACUCGGCUCUACUGGCCCCCUCCCCUGCUGCUGCCGACGUGCCUUUUUCGGUGUGCCUUGUGGUCUACCCAAUGAAGGAAGCCAUACACAUGACAUGACGCUCUGCCGAUGACUGACGUGCUGCCGUGUCUGUCCGUCUUGCCCAUCUGUCUCUCCCAUUCUCUCUGCACCGCUUUCCUUCCCCUCGGUCCGUUGUCAUGCUGGUUGGGUGGCCAUGCGCACGUACAUAACAUACGUGUGGACGAGCCUGUCACCGGAGUGAUGACGGACAGGGGGCAGGCAGGCCGUCUGGUGUGAUGUGGGUUGGUGUGCGUAUGCGUUGACAAAGUCGUGAGCUCGCUCGCUGCACACACGGAUGGGAUAGAUGAGGUGAUGAGUGACACUAUCUUACCUGCUCGUCUCCCUCGCGCCUUGCUGGGUGUGCGUGUCUGUGCGUGGAGGCGCAUGUCGGUGUUUGUAGACUGGCCUCAAUCUCCCGGCCACACACACAUGUGCAGACAGACAGACUGAUCGGUCGCUUUCAAGGCUGUCUGUCAUGAGAACCAUGAAUAUGCAG